GAUAUUUACAUCAUGGUCAACAAACUAAACCAGUUAGAACUUUCCUAGAUGUGGAAGCAGCGGGAUUAUAUUUCUAUAUGUUUGAUGUGACCCAGCGCUUUUUCGAGUUGUUUCCUGAUGUUCUGAAAAGGUACAUUCAAGUAAAGCGUGAUUGUUGUCAUUAUAAAUUGGAAUACAUUCUUUUUCAGAGUUAAAAUCAUCAAAGACACAGAUGAUCCUUUCAAUCAUUUGAAGAUGGUAAUGCAUGGACAUUGGGAUGGCGUUCUAGUGUUACCGUCAGCCAUGGUAAACUAUUUCAAUCAGAAAAAUCUUGGUCGAGGGCAUGUCAACGUUGGGACCGAAAUUGUUGCUACGUAUCUAGUUUGUUUUUACUAUCCAAAAAACUCGCCUUUUUAUAAAAUGUUCGAUAAGGUCAUUUCUCAGCUGCAUGUUUCUGGAAUAUUCAACUACUGGCUCCGUUCCUUUGGAGAAACUAGUUAUUUCGAUUUUGGCGAUACAAAACCUAAACAAUUAAACUUUGAUGGCGUGUCCGGUAUAUUUAUCCUAUGGGCAUUGGGGCUGUUCUUAUGCACCGUUGUGUUUGUUAUUGAAUUGGUAUACGGAAUUCUUUCCGUUGAUAAAAACAACCGAUUAAAAGCGGUAAUUAGGAAUAGUUAUCUAUAAAUGAGAACCAUUUAAAAACAAUGCAACUAUUCUAGCAGAACUAAUUAAAACUGAUACAUUAGUAACAAGAUAUUGCUUAUCUAUAGAGCAAUGCCUAACGCCAAAGACUAGUUGGAAGGAAUCUAUGGUUUGAAAUGGUUCGUUUAUUCAUUUUAUGUUUGAUCUUUCCGUCCUGUGGAGGAAUAUCUUCCAACAAUGGCAACUAUGAUUUUAUAAGUGAUGCAUUGACUACUGUUUUCGAAAAGUAUUACAUAAUUACGCAUAAACCAGUCUUACUGAGUUCACCAAGAAAUGAUGAUAUUGAAAGCAAUGAUUAUGUUGAGAUAUUGGUAAACGCUGUUCGAUCGAGUCGCAAAAUAAUACCAAUUGUUUUCGUAUUGCACUCUGAAAUGCAUCCCUCGUACUAUAAUGUGCUGAUUGUUCGGUCAUAUGAAUCAUUUCUUCGGCAAUACGAAAUGAUCAAUACUGAUAGAUAUGACCUUUCAGGCUUGUACACUAUCAUUUGCUUUGCAUUGGAAUCCAAUGUCGUUGAAAUUAUAUUUGAGAAACUUUUAUUGAACAAAAUAAUCAAUGCAAUAGUUAUAAAAGUGACAACAGCGGGAGAAGCUCAAAUUUAUACAAAUUAUCCAUAUCAUGAAGGAAGUUGCAGUAAAAUCAAUCCAAAACUCUUGGCAAACAUAAGUCACAAUAAUUCUGAAAUUGAUAUUGACUUAUUCCCGAAUCAUCUGUUUAACAUGAAUGGGUGCUACUUAAAAGCAGGAACUUACGAUGUUGCCCCAUUCACAAUAGUUGGUAAUAGAAGUUUCGAUGGUUUGGAAGUAGUAAUGGUAGAAACUAUCGCAAAACAUCACAAUUUCACUGCACAGUAUGUUCUUAAUGAAGAUGGAACUAGUUGGGGUGUUAUUAGGGAAAAGAAUAGCACUGGUUUGAUGGGAUUAAUUCAAAACAAGCAGGUAGACUUUGGCUUUGGUACACUAGGAGUAACAGCAGAACGUAGCUUUUAUCUCAAACAGGGAAUACCACAUUUCAUUAGUGAGUUUAUUAUAGCUGUUCCAACCGGGAGACUGUAUACGUCAUUCGAGAAGUUGUAUAAACCUUUUGAUACUAUGGCAUGGAUGUUUAUUAGUAUUGCACUUGUUGGCUCAAUAGUUGUAUCAAAGGUUAUGUUUGGGAAACAAGAUGUAAGAUGUCUGAGAAUUUUAAAAAUUGAAGCAUUCGAAACUCCAGUUUUGAUUACUUGGCUAGCAUUCCUAGGAAAUCCUUUAGCAAAAUGCCCCAAAAAAGAUAAAACCAAAGCAAUUGUAAUGAGUUGGAUGGUUAUGGGGCUGAUGGUUAGAACUCUAUAUCAAGGGGCUAUGUUUAAAUACUUUCACAAAGGACAACACACCAAGCCUGUUCAAACUAUAGAAGAUAUUCAAUCUGAAAAGUUAUACUACUACUUAUAUGAACCUGCAAAACGAUUCUUUGCAUCGUCCCCGGAUAUUUUAAAAAUGCUCAAGUUCAUCAACCCUGAAGAAACCAAUCCCAAACUUUCACAGUUAUUAAAUGGAGAUCUAGAUGGUGUGAUUCUCCUGCCAUCGUCCACGUUGAACUAUUUCAAUCAACAGAACAUAAAAAAAGGAUUUGUGAAAACUGGAACGGAUGUUAUUGCAACUUAUGCUGUUGGAAUUUACUACCCCAAGGACUCUCCGUUAAAUCCAAUGUUUGACGAAGACAUCUUAAAUUUGCAAGCUGCAGGCCUAAUGAAGUACUGGAAAAGUGUUUUUGAAAUUACGAGCUUCAAAGAGUUUCAUAGCGUAGAACCACUUCCUCUGGAUAUGGACACGAUCUCGGCCAUCUUUAUAAUUUGGUUGAUAUUCACUUCUUUAAGCGUAACAAGCUUUUGCUUAGAAUUAUUAUGGAAGUGGUAGAAAAAUAAAACAAAUCAUUGUAUCAACGCGUUUCACAUUUAGAAAUAAAGACUUACAAU
Messenger RNA from Culex pipiens pallens (northern house mosquito), 2632 nucleotides. RefSeq lists its product as uncharacterized. The transcript has 2 exons. Bases 798 to 2573 code for a protein of 591 amino acids. The record is from RefSeq and is a predicted model, not a curated record. Lineage: Eukaryota; Metazoa; Arthropoda; Insecta; Diptera; Culicidae.